Messenger RNA from Salvelinus sp. IW2-2015, 2909 nucleotides. Its product is annotated as E3 ubiquitin-protein ligase Midline-1. Lineage: Eukaryota; Metazoa; Chordata; Actinopteri; Salmoniformes; Salmonidae. Gene Ontology annotation, biological process: regulation of microtubule cytoskeleton organization. Gene Ontology annotation, molecular function: zinc ion binding; protein binding. The record is from RefSeq and is a predicted model, not a curated record. Gene Ontology annotation, cellular component: cytoplasm.
UCUCUCUCUCUUCUCUCUCUCUGCCUGUAUUUCCAGUGAUUGCUGGCCAGCUCUCCUACUGUAGGUGGAGCUGUCUGUCCUGGAGUUGUGGGGCAGGUCUUCCUGUUGUGCUGGCUACCUUUUGCUCUCUGUCUCUGGUUCCUUUUUAAUGACAGCCGUGCUCCGGUACAGCAGGAUUACUGCCUGACGAAGACUUUUGUCAUCUGGAUGCUCCACCGUCUGUUACUGCAUACCGCCGCCUUCUCGUUACGGGGGGGUGUUUCCUUUGAUGUCCUUUAAUACGUUUUCAUGAUUUUGGUCAGAAGUUUUCCCCUCAACCGAAAUGUCUCUGCAGUGCAAAGCGGGAGGGAAUCCAUCGAUAGCUGAUCAGCUUCCCUGGAUUUCGCUGACGACAUCGCUUUGUUGUGUGUGAAGAUGGAAACACUGGAGUCGGAGCUGACCUGCCCAAUCUGUCUGGAGCUCUUCGAGGACCCCUUGCUCUUGCCCUGCGCUCACAGCCUGUGCUUCAACUGUGCCCACCGUAUCCUGAUCUCCCACUGCAGCCCCAACGAGCCUGUGCAGUCCAUCAGCGCCUUCCAGUGUCCAACCUGUCGCUAUGCCAUCACCCUCAACCAGAGGGGCCUAGAGGGACUGAAGCGUAACGUCACUCUGCAGAACAUCAUCGACCGCUUCCAGAAGGCUUCCGUGAGCGGGCCCAACUCCCCCAGRGAGACUCGCCGRGAGCGGGRCGCCCRYGACYGCWKGGCCAUGACCUCCCCCAGCGAGASGGUGCAGUGRCAGUUCUGUGAGCAYGACCCUCCCCAYGARGCCGUCAAGACCUGUGUCACCUGRGAGGUGUCCUACUGCGARGAGUGCCUGAAGGCCACCCACCCCAAUAAGAAGCCCUUCACUGGCCACCGUCUGAUCGAGCCCAUGCCGGACUGCCACAUCAGGGGACUCAUGUGUCUGGAGCACGAGGACGAGAAGGUGAACAUGUACUGUGUCACAGAUGAACAGUUGAUCUGUGCCUUGUGCAAACUGGUCGGUCGGCAUCGGGACCACCAAGUAGCCGCCCUCAGCGACCGCUAUGAGAAACUCAAGAGAACUCCAGGCUGCUAUCUCAGUGAGAGGAGUGAACAGGAGGAAGCAGACCAGGAGAUAUCUACGCAAACCUUGGACUCCAACCUCAGCAAUCUGAUUAAGAGGAACAAUGAGUUGGAAACUCUGAUGGGCAAGUUGAUCCAGAUCUGCCAACAUGUGGAGGGUAAUGCAUCAAGACAAGAGAACAAGCUCCUUGAAGAGUGUGACCUUCUGAUGGACAUCAUACAUCAGAGAAGACAGAUCAUAGCCACCAAGAUAAACGAGGGCAAGGCUACCCGGCUGCGAAAGCUAGCCCAGCAGAUCGCCACCUGCAAGCAGAUCAUCGAGAGAUCGUCAUCCCUCAUCACUCAAGCGGAUCACACCCUGAGGGAGACAGACCACGCCCGCUUCCUGCAGACAGCCAAAAGCACCUGCGAGAGAGUGUCCAUGGCAACAGCAUCCUCUCAGAUCCUGAUACCAGAGAUAAACCUGAAUGACACCUUUGAUACGUUUGCGUUGGACUUUACAAGGGAAAAGAAAAUGCUGGAAAGCUUGGAUUACCUCACAGCACCAAAUCCCCCAAUAAUCCGGGAGGAAUUAUGUACAGCAUCGUACGACACCGUCACUGCUCACUGGACAUCAGAUGACGAGUUCUGUGUCGUCUCCUAUGAGCUGCAGUAUGCCAUCUUCACUGGACAAGCCAAUGUCGUCAGUUUGUGUAACUCAGCUGACAGCUGGAUGAUUGUGCCCAACAUCAAGCAGAACCACUACACAGUGCAUGGACUCCAGUGUGGCACCAAGUACAUCUUUAUGGUCAAAGCUAUCAACCAGGCAGGGAGUCGCAGCAGUGUACCUGGGAAGCUCAAGACCAACAGUCAGCCGUUCAAGUUGGACCCAAAGUCUGCUCACAAGAAGCUGAAGAUCUCCCACGACAACCUGACGGUGGAGCGAGACGAGACGUCGUCCAAGAAGAGCCACACCCAGGACCGCUUCACCAGCCAGGGCAGCUACGGCGUCACGGGGAACGUGUACAUCGACAGCGGGCGCCACUACUGGGAGGCCUUGAUAGGAGGGAGCACAUGGUUUGCUGUGGGCGUUGCUUACAAGUCAGCACCGAAACACGAGUGGGUCGGCAAGAACUCGGCCUCGUGGGUAUUAUCUCGAUGCAACAACUCCUGGGUAGUACGUCACAACAGCAAGGAGAUGCCCAUCGAGCCGUCCCCCCACCUGCGUCGCGUGGGGGUGUUGUUGGAUUACGACGCCGGGUCCCUGGCCUUCUACGAUGGCGCUGGCUCACAGCACCUGUACACGUUCGACAUCACCUUCGCUCAGCCAGUCUGUCCCGUGUUCAACGUGUGGAACAAGUGUCUGACUGUUCUCACGGGGCUGCCCAUCCCAGACCACCUCGAGGGGACAGACUGCCAGGAUUAACAGACCAGCUGAUGCAACACAAAGACACAAAGGGAGCAGAACAGACCCACUUCAGCCUCACCUGGCUGCCUUUUGUGUCACACCAUCCAUGCUGUUUGAAACAGAACAAAGCCAUGGUGCCAGAUAAGUCUCCAAUCAUGCUCUUAUAGAAGCAAAUACAUUUUUUUUAUUAUUAUUUAUGGAAACCAUUUAUUGGGUUAAAAAAAUAUUGUAGAUUUUAUUUCUUGCUUAACACAUUAAUAUUCACUGCUAUAUUUAUGCUUGUUGGUUUUGGGAUGCGCUUAGAGAGGAAGGUGGGUAUAACCUUUUGAAGUUCAGUCAAAUUUACAGUAUUUUUAAGCAGGCAGUGGUUAGAGCGUUGGGCCAGUAACCAAAAGGUUGCUAGUUCGAAUCCCUGAGCUGACUAGGUAAUAUGUCUU